Molecule: messenger RNA, 8441 nt
Organism: Parasteatoda tepidariorum (common house spider)
Lineage: Eukaryota; Metazoa; Arthropoda; Arachnida; Araneae; Theridiidae
Product: glycine receptor subunit alpha-2
Biological process (GO): monoatomic ion transmembrane transport
Cellular component (GO): membrane
Molecular function (GO): transmembrane signaling receptor activity; extracellular ligand-gated monoatomic ion channel activity
Source: RefSeq, a predicted model, not a curated record
CGUGAAAGUCGAACGAAGACUCUCAUAGCAGACGAUUCUACAAUAAACUAGAAAUGUGAUUCUCUUCUCUUUGCUUUUUCUUAUCCUAAUAAACUGGAAAGACAAACGCAAGCGAUUUUUGUUGCGAUUUAUUGGUUAAGACAAAUUGAGACAUAUACUGAAUAUCGUCUACAGCAAGGAGAUGUUACUGAUCGAGUUCGACGUGUUUUUCCUAAUCGAGACAAAUGGAAUACUUGAAAGACGUUGAAAUAAAACCGAGAAAAUUGUCUUAAAACUCAAGAGCAAAUUAUUCUUUUAAUUUCAAGAUGGAGGUCGAUGGAAAGUGCUAAGCCUUAAAGAGACGUAGAGAAGAACUAUGCUUUUUAAAGUCUGUAUAAUUGGAAAAGUGCUAGAUUCAUCAUUUGGUUUUCUCAGUGUUUUCCUUGUUCUAAUAUUUCACAAAAGUUUUUCCUUAAGUGAUGAUAGAGUUCUUCGUUUUAUUGACAUUUUACCAUCUGAUUCUAGAUCGUAUGACAAGAUGAGACCACCAAAGGCUGACGGUCUUCCAACUACUGUUCAAUAUCACGUGACUGUAAUGGGAUUAGAUUCUAUAAACGAAGAGUCCAUGACGUAUGCUGCAGAUAUAUUUUUUGCUCAAUCGUGGAAAGACCCCCGCCUUCGUUUACCAGAAAACAUGACUUCAGAUUACAGGCUGUUAGAAGUCACCUGGUUGCACCAUAUAUGGAAACCAGAUUCUUUUUUCAAGAAUGCUAAAGCAGUGAAUUUUCAAACAAUGACUAUCCCUAACCAUUAUGUCUGGCUAUAUAAAGACAAAACUAUACUCUACAUGGUUAAAUUGACUUUAAUUCUCUCCUGUGCAAUGAACUUUGUAACAUAUCCUCACGACACGCAACACUGUUCCCUAGAAAUGGAAAGCUUAUCCCAUACCACCGAUGAUUUGAUUUUUGAUUGGGCAGAACACGUUCCGUUGGAAGUCAGUGAAGAAAUUGAACUUCCACAAUUGGAUCUUAUCAAAACUGAACGGAAAGACUGUACGCAAGUUUAUUCAACUGGUAACUUUACUUGUUUGCAAAUCACAUUUACUCUGAAGAGACGUCUAGGAUACUAUCUAUUUCACACAUAUAUACCAACAUGCCUCAUAGUUAUAAUGUCCUGGGUGUCCUUUUGGAUUAGACCAGAGGCUGUCCCAGCGAGGGUGACACUUGGAGUGACCAGCCUCCUCACUUUAUCUACACAACACGCGAAGAGUUUGGACUCUUUGCCUCCCGUUUCCUAUAUAAAAGCUAUAGACAUUUUCAUGGCCUCUUGCACUAUAUUCGUAUUCUUAUCGCUUAUGGAGUUUGCCAUGGUGAAUGCUAUAUUAGAAGAUUGCCUUACUAUAAAACUUAAGCAUAAGCUGUUUAAAAGGAAAUUUGAAGAAAGCAUGAAAGAAGAGAAAAUUGAGGAUUGUGCUAACUGUAGUACAAUGGAGCGUAAAUCAACAAGAUUGUCACGGAGAGUGCAAAAACGCAGAAACUACGCUGCAAAAAUAGACAUGAUAUCACGAAUAGCGUUUCCAUUAAGUUUUGGAAUAUUGACUGUCACCUAUUGGUUCUAUUUUGUCGUCAGUCAAUGAAAAUUCAUUUUUUGUCUCAAACCAAUGUGCUUGCUCAGUGGUGAUUCUAUAUUGACUUUCAAAUACUUCAUUAUAUAUAUAAUGAGCAAUAAUUUUAUACUUUAUUAAAUGUAACAUGAAUUUAGAAUUACUUUAUAUAUUUUUAAAUAAAUUCCUAACGUAUGUUUUUAACACAUUUGUAACUGCUAACGUCACAUGAUGUUCUAUUUCUGGCUGCUAUAAACUUGAUUAGAUAUCUUUCUUAUGGACUAGUCCUAGUUAUUAAGGACAUCAUUUGAAAUUCUUAUUCUACUGGUUCUUCUGACUCCCUUUUAGAAUUUAAAUUAAUCGACUGCGGAUAAUUUAAGCAAAUAUAUAUGUUCAAAACUAAUUCAACCUGUUUUUUUUGUCAAAAUGUCUCAAUUGAUAUAGAUAUAUAUCAAUUGAGACGUUUGAGAUUAGAAAUACUGAGCAUUAUUAAUAAGAAUUGACAAGUAUUUAUGUAUUUAAAGGAUUGAAGUUUUUCUUUUUUUUAAAUUUUCCAGUGAGGAAUAUAUAAUUAAGUAUGGUGAAACUUCCAGCUAUGGGCACCCCUGCACAACGGAUGCCUCUCAAUACGGACAUAUUUUUAAUUUCCCCUUGAAUCUUCUAUGAAUAAACCAUUGUACACAUUCUCCGCAAAGUGAAAAUUCCAGUAACAUGACGCGGACAGUCAUUUUUUUCCCUGAAACGUUAUUUCCUAUCUCUUCAAACCAGUAGUAUAAAGCGUAAUUUAUGAAAAUACUAUAAUUAUUCAAUUAAAAAAUAGUUAAGUGGUCAAAACUAUCGUUAACACUCUUAUCAAAUGCGCCUUUUUGCAGACUUGUUUCGUUAUUCUGCGUUUCUUAGGCGAGCCACACACUGAUGAGGGAAGCGGUUAGGAAGAAGCAUACAAGAGGCGAAUUUCUGUACUUUUGCGUUAGGAUGCGCAGAGAUGAUGUGCGCAUGCUAAUACUAAAGUAUAGAAAUCUGCCUCAAACAUGUCUUAGAUGGACAGAAAGUACAAUUCUGCUAUUUUAUGUCACUUUUAAGUGCGUCUUCAGUUGGAUUUUAAACAUUCAAAUUAUCUUCAAUGUUUAUUUUGAUGUAACUUAAUGUUCGACUGUUUGACAACAAUUCGCUCGAAUACGCCACUUCGGGUAAACACCGGGAAAGAGGAAAGGGUCAAGUCAUGGAAAAUGACUUGACCCUUUCCUCUUUCUCUCUCCUCCUCUUCCUCUUUCUUAGCAUUUUUCGUAUUUACUUGUCGAAAUAUUUUUUUAAAAAUUUCCACGGUGCUUUCUUUUAGAGCUGUGUUUAAUAUAGUUCUCAGUUCCAAAUAGUUUUCCAACUUAAAUUUUUUUAAUCUGCUUAAAAAGCAUGAGAGAAGUUAAUAUACUUCGUUCUCCCAUGACUCUCCACACGCUAAUGAUGAAAGUAUGUGAAGGAUUGCCAUAGGUAGAGAAUCUAGCUCUACGCCACCUGUAGCCCAUUUUGAUUUCCAAUUACAGCGAAUCUCGAAAAGAAACAAGUGUACAUCAGUGCUUAUAACUCAUUACAACCUUAAAUAACUAAUUUUACUAGUUAUAAAGAUACUGUGAUUGAGGUAGUGUGAGCGCAACGUGGCAGGGAUCGGUAGUCUGCGAAACGAAUGUUUAGUUAUCUAGGUUAAAAUAAAAACUCAGCAGUUUUUGGUAGUCAGAGAUAACGAUUCCUUUUAAAAACGAACAAAAAAAACAGAUAUCUAAACAAUAUUUUAACUCCGGAACUUGUUACAAUGAAAUUAGUUUUGUACUUAUGAUAAAUUAACAUUGAAGUAAGUAUUAUUUUCUGAUGUUAGUGUAUCAUAUCUGAGUACAGAUAAUGUUAAAUUCGUUUUUUUUUCUUAUACUCCCAUAUCAUUUGUCAAUCCUGUUAAAUACAUUGUGCUAAAAAUUUUAGAUUCCGUUUUAAAAUUAUUUAGAAUUUAACUAUGUGAUCUGAAAACAUGCAAGAUAUAUAUUAUACUUAAAAUUUUUGAAUCCAAUGCAAAAGUACUUAGAAUUUAAGUAAAUGUUAUAAGCAUACAGCAAUUUAAAAUGUUUUUAAUCAUAUGUUUGAGAUUGAUUAACCUGCAUUUUAUCUGAAAUUAAGUAUUCUUGCAUUAUUACUACAAAAUCUUUAAAGUAGGUUUCUUUAAUUUACUUUACCUAUUCUAAAGAGACCACCUUAUAUGUAUUUUUUUUUAUUUUCAUCUUGUUUAGAAAUUCUGACACUCUCUCAGUUUGAAGUUAAAAAUUCGUCGUUCGCAAAUGUGUUAAUAACAUCACACGUCAAGACAUCCAUAUGGAACUACUGUAGUUAAUUAAGUCCUGCGAAAAAAUAACUUUUGAAGCUAAACAAUUUAUCACUUUUCACGAUGCAAGAUGUUUUUUAAAAGUUACUUAAAAGUAGCAAUAUUUAAUAUCCGCUAACUUAAAAAUAUACGAGAGUAGCAACACCAUGAAUUUUAAAUUACAUUCACUCGCACCUUUCUACUACAUCAAGUUUUCUCUUGCUAACAAUCUGUAACUUUAGUAAUUUUUUAGAAUAUUUUAUAGGCUACGCUAAGAAAAUUUAUUGAGUUCUGAAAUAAUCGGAAAUAUAAAUAAUUAACUAGUUUGAAAUUGCAAAACAUUUUUAAAAAUCAGAUUAAAAAUAAUUCAUUUGAAAGCUCUUAAUAGUGGUUUAAUAAGUUUGGUUUAAUAAGUGGUUUAAUAAGUUUAGCGUACAAGAAAGACCAAAGUUUAAAUACAGUCGAACCUCGAACCAUCGUUCCCUUAUCUCACACACAAUACCUUGUAUUAAUGCUCACGUCACUAAGGCUAUUUUAAUAAUGAAAUUCAUUUAGAUUAAUUUUGAAAAUUUAAAAUUCAAAAUAUGAUAAUUUUUUUGAAGUAACUUAAAAAUAGCUGUAUUUAAUAUCGGCUAACUUAAAAAUAUACGAGAGUAGCUACAACAUGAAUUUAAAUUACAUUUAUUUACUCCUCUCUACUUCAUCAAGCUUUUUCUUGCUAAUAAUCUGUAACUUUGAUAAUUUUCUAGAAUAUUUUAUAGGGUACGCUGAGAAAAUUUCAUGAGUUCUGAAAUAAUCGGAAAUACUUGAAUCUGAUAAUCUCAAAUAAUCCAAAAUCGGUGAAAAUUGAAUUUAAUUAGUUUUUUAAAAGGAAAACAGUAAAUCUCUCUCUUUCUCUUUUAACUCUUCAUACGAAUGCUGAUGCAAAAAAUCAUGAUUCAUUAAUGCUUGGUGAAAGUGCCUAAAAUAUCACGUUUAAUGUUUGUGCAGCAGUUAAUAAAAAUAUUGAAAUCUGUGGUUGAUUUGAUAAAAGGUUGUAGAAACUAACGAAGUUCUUAGUGUUACCGAUGUAGAUGGCGAAAGAGAGCCACAGCCAGUACUACCAACAUCAGUGACCAGUACUAUCAACUUUGAUACCUUUGGAACAAUAAUGAACUUUCUGUAUUUGUACGAACUUACGGAUCUUAAUCACAUAUAGCAAAAAUGUCAGAAAUUAAUUAUUCACACUGAGAAAAAAAUUAUUCAAACAAAAACUAAGUUAAAAUAAAUACAUAUUUUCGUCUGCAUUUCGAAUUGUAAAUAGUUUUGGAUAUUUUAUAUCAAUUCAAACUUUUUAUACUUAUUGUACAUAUAUUAAUUUUUACGUUAAGUAUUAUUUCUUUAAUACUUACCAUACAUUUAUAAGCAAUUAUUAUCCAUUUUAUGUUGAUUCACAUCCGUUAUUUUCCCUCAUCUAUCAUUCAUAACGAAUGGUUUCAUGAGAAGCGAUUGAUCGAGGUUCUAUUGCAUUUAUAUUUACGAAACUAUAACACAUAUUGCAAUAAAUAAAACACGAAGCUAAAGAAAAAUAUACCAAGUUAUUUUUCCUCAAUUGCUAUUAUGAGAUGAAUAGUUCUUUUGUUGUACAUAUGUGGAACUUUUAACCUGCCAUCAACUAUGUGCGUUACAUUUUUCAGUAUCAGACUACGGUUAAUAUGUUACUGGAGUGCGUUCUUUAACCCUUUGAAGCAGAAUUUUUAUUAAACAUAUUUUUCAUCCUUUUUCAUUAUUUUAUAUUGAUUUAGGUCAAAAUAAAUGAAAAAUAUUAUAUUUAGCAUUAUAAUAAUUUCUGGUUAUGAAAUACAGCAUUGAAAACCGAUGUCUUUUUCAGCGUUAAAGGUAAAAUCUUCCAAACAUGAUUUCCAACAAGCGAAACAGUAAUUCAUCAAUGAAAUUUUUUGUGAUUAUUUUUUGCUCAUAUUCAAUCAUAAAUGAUUGAAUAUGAAUAAUUUUUAAACUAUUUUUUUUCGAUUUUAUAGUACAAGCUUAAUUCUGGUAAUUCCCCGAAGUUUAGCGCAUGUUUAAUUCCGAUAAUUCAAAAGUUUAGCUCAUGUUUAAUUCCGAUAAUCUAACAAAAACUUUUAGUAAGUAUUAGACGGUUUUUAUGGUUAAAAAGCAUAAAAAAAUAUUUUUGAUUGUAAUGAAAGCAUCAGAAAAAAUAGAUAUAAUAGACACCGGUUUCUCUACUUCUUCAGAGGGUUGCGCUUGCGUAGUAUUUUCAGUAUCAGUGAUUCAUAAACAGUAUAUUUGUCGCAACAUUUUAUUUAUAAAAAAAAAAUGGAUCAUAUGGGGUGAAUUGUAGAAUCACAUGAUGUAAAUUUCAAUUCAAUCAAAAGCAAAAGGGAAAUUAAAAAAUUAAAAUUUCCUUUUUUGCAACUUUAAAUUAAAUACAAGCAUAAAAAGGCUUCUUAGUAAAUAAAAUUUGCAUUCUUUUAAAUAAGUAUGAAAAUAAAAACUUUUUGGCAGCCUGAUACGCCAUAGAAAGUGAUAAAUAACUAAUAAAACAUUCAAGUUAAAAUCAAGAUUGAUAAAAUGAAAAAUAUAUAUAUAUAUUGUUAAAACAAAUGCUUUAAUAGAGAGCUUUAUGGACCAAACUUUGAAAAAUCGUUACAUUUAAUAGAUGUAGAAUAUAUAUAAACAUUUUCUCUUGCAAAAUAUUAAAAACAUGUUCUCUUGUAAAAUAUGAAAAACAUUCUCUUUGACUUACACUUUUAAACUCAUGUUUUAUUUCGUUGUCUUUAAUUCGAAUUCAAAUAAACUUCUUUAUUAUAACUAUUUCUCAAUUUCAAUUUCAUUUUGUUUUAAACUAAUGUAGCUUAUUAGAAUAAAAUCAACCCAUUUUUAAUGUAUUUGAAAUCAAAAUAAAUAAUAUGUUUAGUUUUUAUAUGUCUUUGAUUUAAAACAAUUUUCAUAUUAUGAUAUUUAAUGCAUGGCUCUUUGUUCGUUAGCUUUUUUUUCUUUCUUAAUACAUAUUGACAUAUUGAAUACUGUACAUCUGUAUAUCCUGCAAUUAUUUUUUCGUAAUCUCACAUAAGAUAUAUAUAUAUAUUUGCUUUUCAUACAAAAAUGCAAACAUAUUGAAAUCUCAAUUUUGAAUUUUUUUUGUCGCUUUGGUUAAUUUUUUUAUUCUAUCAUUACGAUGGUUCCCGAAGAGAUUGUCUCUGGUUUUAAUCAUUGACAGUUACAUUGAAUACUGUAUGUGAUCAGAUUAUUGUUUCUUUCCAUUAGAGUUUUACAUUCUAAACAAAUAUAUAUCCUAUUGAAUCCAUACAUUAUCUUAUCGACUCAGGGGCAUUUUUUCUCACUGUUUUAUCUGUCGUUUAGAGGAAAUUUAUUUACCUUACAUGGUGCCUACGAUAAAGUGAUUGUUAGAAAAGUUAUAUACAUUAGGUGCCACGAGUGUUUUCUUUUUUCGUAAAAAAAUGAUGGACAAAAUGUUUCUCUAAGUUGACUAAAUUUGCAUCUCACGAAGAAGGGAAGACAGUUAUUUCGCCACUUAGAUAAAAUUUUUGCUUCAAGCACAUGCAAGGAAACGGUUUCGAAAAAAAUAAGUUUCUUUUUCUUUAAUUUUAGAAAGAAAAAACUAUCAGUGAAACUGCAUGUUCAUCUCGAACUAAAACAUGCUAAAAGCUGAUUGAUCCUUAUACAUUAAAAAUAAUUGGUUCAAUUGUGAACUACAAGUAUAAUAUCAGCAUUUAAUAAACCACUCAUCUUUAUUGAAGUUAAACAAUAGUGCAAUGUGAUUGAGUGUAAAUUUGUCACCUUACUGCAGUUCAAUAUGUUUAUAAAAUGCCACCUAUAUAGUUCAUAAGGUACCGAUCCUGUUAAUAAUCCACACAUUUCAGAGGGGAACAAGAAAAUUCUGGGUAAAUUCCACAAAUUGUAAGGAAAUAAUUGAAAGAAUAUCAAAUUGCUGCUCAAAUGUUUUUUCAGCAGUUUAUGCAGGUUUGAACAAAUUGGAUGUGUACCUAGGCAAUUAUUUCAAAAAUAUCGGACUGAAUUUCAUUCCGAAAAUUUUCUAACUGUGUUGGAAUAGUUUAAUUUUCUUAAUAAAAUUGAGGUUAUUUUCGAACAUGUCCUUUUUCAUUCUUUCUCAUUCUCCUCCGAACUUGAAGUUCUUGAAGAUCUAAAUCAUCAAUACAUUUAAAUUAAAGAAUCUCUUCGGGAUUUACCAUCAUUUAAAUUCAGAGAGACGGGAAUAUUUCAUUAAUUUUUUAAACAUCUAAUUAUAAAUUAAGCUUUAAGCCUUUUUCAAAAUAAUUUUAUUAAUUAUGAAAUGCGAUUAAAUGUGUACAUUUGCUCAUGUAUGCGUUCUACUCUAAAUAAUAUGUGUAUAUUUUUUCUUUUUACGUAAAUUUGUAAUUGAAAUAUCUCAUAUUCAUUAAAUGUUAACCAUUGUAUUUUGUCUCUUGUUAAAUUAUGAAAAAGUUUAAGAUAUAUAUAGUUAUAUAAUUAUAUUUGUACCUUGAUUUUAAU